This is a messenger RNA of Morus notabilis, 465 nucleotides long. Its product is annotated as ran-binding protein 1 homolog c. The coding region runs from base 1 to 465 and encodes 154 amino acids. The transcript is spliced from 5 exons. Gene Ontology annotation, molecular function: GTPase activator activity. The record is from RefSeq and is a predicted model, not a curated record. Gene Ontology annotation, cellular component: nuclear pore; cytoplasm. Gene Ontology annotation, biological process: intracellular transport. Lineage: Eukaryota; Viridiplantae; Streptophyta; Magnoliopsida; Rosales; Moraceae.
AUGUCGAGUAGUGGUGAUCCAGAGCGCAGAGAAGAAGAGGAAGAGACCCCACCGGUCGAGGACGAAGACACCGGAGCUCCCUUUGUCAAGCUCGAAGAAGAAGACGCCGUCCUCGAUCCUCAGGCGAAGCUCUACCGAUACGAUAAAGGAGAGAAUCAAUGGAAGGAGAGAGGCGUUGGGAAUGUGAAGCUUCUUAAGCACAAUGAAUCCGGCACCGUCUUGGUUUUGAAUCAUAGUUCUCAAACGUUGAAAAUCUGCGCCAACCACAUAGUUUAUCCCACAAUGAAUGUGCAAGAGCAUUCUGGAAAUCAUAAAUCAUGCGUAUGGCAUGCGUCCGAUUUUGAAGAUGGAGAAUUGAAGGAUGAUAUCUUCUGUAUCAUAUUUGCAUCAGUUGCGAGGGAUAAAGGAUUUGAGCUAGAAUAUGAUGUAUGGAGGAGUAAUACUGAACUGAAAUUUUUCCUAUGA